AUGGAACCCAAAAAGCAGAGGAAUAACUUAAAAACCAAGACGCGGAUGAGGAUGGAAUAUUUGUAUCCGAUUAUAGACCCCAACAAGAAGAGGAAGAAGCAGGACAUGGAGGGCGAUGAAAACCAGGACAAGAAGACCAAGAAAGACACGGAGGACCACGAGAAGCAGUACAAGAACACGAAGAAGGACACAGACGACCACGAGAAGCAGGACAGGAAGACGAAGAAGGGCACGGAGGACCACAAGAACCAAGACAAGAAGAGGAAGAAGGACACGAAGGAUCACGAGAAGCAGGAAGAGAAAAGCAAGGACAAGGAACAUCACGAGAACCAACACAAAAACACCAAGGGAGAAGGCAGGAAAAAACCGAAGGAAAGGGUGGAAUAUGGAGAUAAUGAAGACUACGAGGAACAGGCCAAAAAGAGCAGCACGGAGAAACGUGAGAGCCAGGCCAAGAAGAGGAAGGGUAAGAGUAUUGAAGACCAUGAUAGCCAGGCCAAGAAGAGAAAGGGGCAGGGCAAAGAGGACCAUGACACCCAGGUCACGAAGAAGUUGCACGACAAGGAGGAACAUGACAGUCAGGCCAAGAAAAGAAAGAGGCAGGACAAGGAGGAAGAUGACACCCAGGCCAAGAAAGUGAAGAGGCAGGAAAAGGAGAAACUUGACACACAGGCCAAGAAAAAGGAAGAGGCAGGACAAGGAGGAACAUGA
This is a messenger RNA of Scylla paramamosain (green mud crab), 711 nucleotides long. RefSeq names its product myb-like protein X. Bases 1 to 711 code for a protein of 236 amino acids. The transcript is spliced from 2 exons. The record is from RefSeq and is a predicted model, not a curated record. Lineage: Eukaryota; Metazoa; Arthropoda; Malacostraca; Decapoda; Portunidae.